AUGUUGCUAGAUGGUGGGUGGAUCAAUGCUGACUGUUCGUCUCAUGUAGCAUGGAAGCUCGAGGGUCUGGACAUCGCCAAAGAUCAAUACCAUCUACUUGAUUUCUCCAAGGAAGAGACGGUGCGAGGAUGCAAGACCAUGGCGGAUCGUGCGGUUGGGGGUUACAGUACGGCGAAUCUGGAUUAUGUUCCUGCCGACCCGGAGACAAAGAUGCCAGCCCACGCCCGAUUCCACGGCUCGAUAUCGACGAAACUGCCGAAGGACUGGAGGGUACAGAGAACCGGAUAUGCGGCGUUUAGAAACCAGGACCGAGGGUUCUGGCUGAUGGGCAGACUCUACUGGGACGUCGACCCGUACACAUAUCUGGCUCUGCGAGUAAAGUCAGACGGAAGACGGUACACGGUGAACGUGCAGACGGAUUCGAUCAUUGAGUCGGACAUCCAUCAGCACCGGCUGUUUACUCGACACCACCGGCUGCUCAACCGCUCUGAAGACCACCUUACAUCCUCCACGAUUACUCCCGAAGAAACGCUGUCCGAGCCCGAAUCCGAAUCCGACUUCCCAUCCACAUCUACAUCUUCACCGUCCCGAAUACCAGCCGCACUAGCGGACUUUGCUCCUCCCCCUUCUCCUACAACCACAUCAUCAUCGUAUAUAACCAACCCGCAACCCGGCUCAACAGGCUGGGAGACGAUACUGAUCCGGUGGUCGGACUUUGUGCGAACAAACCUGGGCACCGUGGUCGAGCCACAGACAGGCCUGUUGCAGCAGCGGGUGAAGUCAAUUGGCAUCGGACUGACGGAUCGAGUGGAAGGACCGUACGAUCUGCGCAUUCACCGGAUGUGGGCGACCAACGGACUAAGCGGCGAGGAGCUGGAAGAAGAACGGCGGAUAUGUGGAGAAGACGCGGUUUAUACUUCUGCUCCAAGCCCUGGCCCAGCAGCUUCUGUGGCGGCGGGCGGUCCAGCCUCGAAACAGGCGAAGGUUGAGGCAGCGGCUGAGCACUCGGAGUCUGGCCAUGUCGAUGACGACGAUCACUCGUCGCUGGUGGAAAGGGAGUCCAAGGGCUUGGAUCGGUUUAAGGAUCUCAAGGGAUUCCAGAAGAAAUGA
Molecule: messenger RNA, 1110 nt
Organism: Trichophyton benhamiae CBS 112371
Lineage: Eukaryota; Fungi; Ascomycota; Eurotiomycetes; Onygenales; Arthrodermataceae
Exons: 2
Coding region: 1-1110 (369 amino acids)
Biological process (GO): mitochondrial electron transport, NADH to ubiquinone; mitochondrial respiratory chain complex I assembly
Cellular component (GO): mitochondrion
Source: RefSeq, a predicted model, not a curated record